Messenger RNA from Xyrauchen texanus (razorback sucker), 3811 nucleotides. RefSeq names its product eva-1 homolog Bb (C. elegans) (gene eva1bb). Bases 321 to 812 code for a protein of 163 amino acids. NCBI's taxonomy places the organism in Eukaryota, Metazoa, Chordata, Actinopteri, Cypriniformes, Catostomidae. The record is from RefSeq and is a predicted model, not a curated record. The transcript is spliced from 3 exons.
GAGAGAGAGAGAUGUGUAUGUGGGACCACAGAGGGCUGCUUGAGUUGCUGAACAUUUUUCCCUGAUGUCAGGUAUAGACGUUUGAAAGAGCAGAGAGAGAGAGAGUCUGUCAGUCUGUUUGAUUCAGGCUCAUGCAAAGAACUUAAAACACCUCUGAUUAGUGUCCCGGUUUGGUGAGGUCACACUGCCUUUGCCCUCUGGAUAUGGGACUCAUCUGUCUGGCAGUUCAUGGGUUUGAAUGAAGGUUUGAUAACAAAGGGGCUGUAAGUAAAGAAAAAAAGAAAAGACAAAUCAGCUAGAGCCCAACAAAAAGAAUCAACAUGAACCCCAUUCCGAAAGACAUGGAGCUGCUGAGUAACAGCAUGGCUACUUAUGCCCAUAUAAAAGAAAAUAUGGAGAGCUUUGCACUGUACUUCAUGUUGGGCAUAUGUUCGGGUCUUCUCCUGGCCCUGGUCCUCCUCAUCCUCUGCAUUUCCUGCAGACCACGUUCAAAGACAAAGACACCCUCCUCACCAGACAAGAGAUGCCUUAAAAAGUUCAGCAGGGAAGAGGAAGACAAGGAGGAGGAGGAAAGUGAAGCUGGAGACGACGAGGACUUAGAAGUCCCGAUAGUCACCGUGAGCCCCAUGAGCGAUCAGAGCGAGUGGAACGGGACUAUUAAGAGCAUAAACGUCUUUACUUCAGCAGAGGAGCUGGAGAGAGCCAGAAGAUUGGAGGAGAGGGAGCGUAUCGUCAGGGAGAUCUGGCGGAACGGACAGCCGGAUAUUUUGGUGACUGGCACGGGCACGCUCGGUCGAGUUCACUAUCACUAGUGGCAUGAUUUCUCUCAUGGACAACACUUUCUUCAAUUGAAAUAGAUCUGAAAUGCCAAAGCAGGGCCGUUUCUGAUCAUUAUGUCGACCGGAGGGUUGCAUUAUGUCGCAUUAGUGCCACACUAGCUGGUGGCGCCCUAGGCGACCGCCUAGUUCACCAAUUUCUACAAAUGGCCCUGUGCCAAAGAACAUUUAACUAUGCAACAGACAUGGAUGAAAUCCUCCUUUAAAGACUCAAUUAAAUCUAAAUGGAGUUUUGUGUCAUUAAGUCCACAUAUAUUAGCUUUUUAAGCCAUUUGCGUGUUUGAACAGUGGUUCUCAACUGGUCAAAAAUGUGUUGCAGAUCUGUUCCAAUAGGGACAGGUGGGACUGGACAGUAGGCUAAACAAUGAUACAUGCAAAUAAAAUGAAACUAACAAUAUAAUGCAUAGUUAGGAUAGUAAAAAUGGCUUAUCAACUACCAAAACUGUUGGUGUUGACAUUAAUAGCCGUGUGUUCAAUCAAAUUCUACAAUAUUUUGACUCCGAUUCGUCUGUCACUUGGUAAAAUGGUUGAUAUUUAUACAGUAUCUGGCCUAGUUUGUUCUAUUGGUUAGGCUGGUAAAUCACAAUCCUACUGUUAUUUGUGCAAUUGUAAAAUUGUAAAUGUUCCAAUUCAGCCUUUGUCAUGUUAAUCAUGUUGCAUAAUGUCCAGAAGCAAAACUAGUUGAGGAACUGUUCUGGAAUACUCUUAAAAGUUGACCAAAAUUAACAUAUAUAAGAGUUAUACACAUUUAAAAUGUAGUCUUCAAGAAAACUAAAAAUAAAAUUGAUGAAUCUGCAUCACUACACUGAUUUUGUCCAAUCAAUCUCUAGAAUGAGCAUGUCCCAAAUAGCAAAUAGUAGUGUUCCAUUAUAAGGCAGAUGUGGGAAAUUCCUUCGAUAUAUCUCCGAUGUCCGACCAUAAAUGUAUUGAAUUGCCCAGUGCUCGGAAAAUUAUGCUUAAAGAAACAAAACAGUAAUACUCCUUUUAUCUUAUCAGGCGUUGGAACUGUUUACCAUAUGAGAGAGCAUAAUGGUCAAAUUGGAUCAUAUGUCUUUAAACCAAUCAUAUAAUGGUCCUGACAUCAAUUAACUGCAUUCAGAGUGUUAAGACAGUAAAUCCCCCCCAAUAGAAACCCUCACAGAAAUUCUGAUUUGAAUGGUUAAUGCUAAUUGUAUUGGUUUUAAUGGAAACUAUAAUGGUCCAGGUGGGUACUGGUAAUGUGUUGGCUUCUAUUGGAGGCAUGUCUACAAUUACAGACCAAUACAAAUGGAAACCACUAAAAUCCUAAUGGAAUAUGACCCAAAACACACUAGACUCAUAAUUGUAUUCGUAGUGGAAACCAUUUGAACUUUUAUAGUAUAGUAGCACUGAAACAUCUCCUCCAUAGAUAUGAAUUCAAAAAGAACAGCCUCUGAUCUCCUCGCCAAUGCACCGCUGUGUUACACUUAGUUUUGCUAAGCUUGUAGGCACCCCUUGGUAGGGGUUCUGGAUAAACGAUUCUAUGCAAUGCUAUAACCUGUUCUACAGGUGUAUGAUUGUGAAAGAGAUGAUAAUUGUUUUACAUGCAUAUCUCCACAAAUGUUUGCUAAACAAGUUGUUAUCAUGUAAUGUCAUCAUUUUUACUCAUUGAUGCUUUUUAUUUGCUUAAAUGUAACUAUAUUAACUUUGUACUUCUACAUGGGUGCCACCCUCACACAUCUGCAUCUCUGUGAAAUCGGAGUUCAGGAUUUCAGUGCUUGUUUUUGGAAGUCCAAUUUCGAGUUUCCGAGCAGGAGGGUGGAAAUUCCGACUUUCCAAGUUGAAUGGAACGCUUUUUUUUUGGCUGUGACAUACCUAAAGCUUAUUGGCUAUUUUUUUAUUUUUAUAAAAGGGACAUGUUCUUUAUUAUGUCUCCAAUAUAUUCUGUUUCAACAAAGUUAGGUAUAAGAAAUGUCAAUACAGGAACAUGAGGUUUAAAAAAAAAAAAGGAUUGGGUCAUUGCUUUUGUGGUUGGGUUUACAAGCACUUGCUUAUUUUUGAUGUAUCUGUAGAUACAGUUUAGCAUUUAAAAAAUGUGUUUUGUAUAAAUACGUAUUUUCUAUUCAAAUGAUUCUUCACAUAUGGAUAACUGCUUACAGCAGAACACUUAAGUCAGUCAGUGAAAAUGUGAAUAAAUGAGAAUGUGCCAGAAACGUCGAGCCGAAACUUCCAAAAGGAAGAGAUGACCUUCACUUUUCAUAACCCUGAAUGUCUCCGCUCUCACCUCCCAUUUCCUUUUUCCAUACCCCUGCUCUGACUGUUAAAGAAAAUAAAACUGUUUUCUUUUUUGUUCUUGGAAAGUGCAAUUUUGAAGGCAUCUAAACAUCCUUGAAACUUUCAGAAAGAAUCUUUGGACUGAUGAAUCGAAAGUGGAACUGUUUGGAAGACAGGGGUCCCAUUACAGAAUUCCACAAAAAGAAAAUCAUACCUACAGUCAAGCAUGGUGGUGGUAGUGUGAUGGUGUGGGGAUGCAAUAAUUGAGGGAAACAUGAAUCCUGCUCUCUACCAGAACAUCCUAAAGGAGAACGUCCGGUCAUGAUUCAGUGAGUUGAAGCUCAAGCACAACUGGGUUAUGCAGCAAGACAAUGAUCCAAAGCAUAGGAGGAAGUCCAACUCUGAAUGGUUCAAAAGAAGCUAAAUUAAAGUUUUGGUGUGGCCUAUCAAAGUCCUGACUUGAACCCGAUUGAGAUGCUGUGGCAGGACCUUAAAUGAGCAGCUCAUGCUCAAACACUCCAAUAUGGCUGAACUAAAGCAGUUCUGCAAAGAUGAGUGGGCCAAAAUGCCAACAGACUGAUCUCCAGUUUUCAAAAGCAUUUGAUGAUGCUAAAGGUGGAACAACCAGCUUUAAGUUUAUGGGGGCAGUUAGAUUUUCACAUGGGUGAUAUAGGUAUUGGAUAACUUUUUUGCUUCAAUAAAUAUAUAUAUUUUGAAUGAGUGGCAUCCAGCAACAAAUACAA